AUGAAGUUUAUUUUAAUCUUUCUGGCAUUUUUAUCUUCAAAUAUUUUUCAUCGAGAAAUUUUAGCAUUAAGAUGUGUGACGUCCGAUGGAUUGCAAAUUGAAGAUGUUAGAAAAGUCAUUAAAAAGUGCAUGAAAAAGAUAACAGUGGAUUAUGAUUCAUUUAAUAAUGAUAACCAUAGUGAAGGCGAGAACGAAGCGAAGAAUUAUUAUCAAUAUGAAAACUUUGAUGAAGACUUCGAGAUGCGUAAUAAGGACUUGGAUACGAAUGAGAAGAAAAGAGACGAAAAUGUAAGCAGUUCGAGACGAAAUAAUGACAGGAUGAAUAAUUACAGUAAAAACUACAAUCCAUCGCGACUUAAUCAUAACUAUGACUAUCCGCAAACUCCACAAACAGGUGGAAAUUAUUAUGAAAUGAGUCAAAGAAAUGAUAGACAUGAUUCACCCCAACACAAUCCUUAUCAAUUCACGUAUAACGAUAAUAACAACUUUAGUAAUCAGCAGAGCAGUUUUUAUAGCAGCAGCAGUAACAGUCAAAAUAAAAAUAAUUAUAAUUCUACCAAUGAUAAAGGUGAAAGAGACCGUUCAUGCAUUCUCCAAUGCUUUUUCCAAGAACUAAAAAUGGUGAAUCAAGAAGGCUAUCCAGAUAAAAAUCACGUGUUAAAUAUUUUGACAAAACCACUUCGUGAUAAAGAUCUAAAAUUUUUUUAUAUAGAUUCAAUUCAAGAAUGCUUUCGCAUGAUAAAUCACGACCUGAAGCUACUUCGUGAUAAUUGUCUAUAUUCAAAAAACUUAAUCACAUGCCUCGCUGAGCGCGCGAAAAUGAAUUGUGCCGAUUGGAAUGCUGAAACUGUUAUAUUUUAAAUGUAUAUCGUACAACAUUGUAGCAAAUAAUGGUGAUUCUUUAGAAAAAUGGAAACUCUUAGUGCAUGCAAAAAUAAAUUUGCAUAGCAUGCAUGCUUUUAAAUUCGAAAUAGUAAAAAAAAGAUAUGAAAAAAAUAAUAACUUAUAUAGCUUACAGAAUUUUUGAGCUCAUCUUGUUUUUGAAGAAAUUCUUCCUCGGCUGUUUUCAUUUGUUUCAGAGAUCGCUCAGCUAAGCCAUAAUAAACACUUUCCAACUCCUUCUGCUGUUGAAAUUUUUUAUUUUUAUAAUCAACCAUAUCUAUUUCAUACAUUUGGAUUAUUUUUCGUUUUUCGGACUCAUAAUUUUUUCGCAGAAACUGUAAGCGAUCAUCAG
Chironomus riparius is the source of this 1234-nucleotide messenger RNA. The record is from the annotation of a GenBank genome assembly. Lineage: Eukaryota; Metazoa; Arthropoda; Insecta; Diptera; Chironomidae.